Rotaria sp. Silwood2 is the source of this 1323-nucleotide messenger RNA. The record is from the annotation of a GenBank genome assembly. Lineage: Eukaryota; Metazoa; Rotifera; Eurotatoria; Philodinida; Philodinidae.
AUGUCUUCACAAUCUUCAUCCACCGAUGUCAUCACUACACUAGAAUCAAUAGCAACAUAUUUAUUUCGAUUUGGUGGUCUCAUUUUGGUUGUCUUUGGUAGUAUAGGUUGUAUACUCAACGUUAUGGUAUUUUCUCAAAAAUCUUUACGCAAAAAUCCAUGUGCUACCUACUUGGCAGUUGAGAAUAUUUUUAAUUUGCUAUUUAUUAACUCAUUACUCUUAUCUAUAACAUUAGAAAGUGGUUAUAGUAUUUAUUUUACUUCAAAGAAUAUUGUUCUCUGUCAUUUCUUCAAUCGAUCGAGNUCAAUUGAUCGAGUUUUUGUUACUUCACCAAAUGCUUCUACUCGACAACGAAGUACUUUACGCUUCAGUUAUUUCUGUAUUAUUGGUGGAACAAUAUUCUGGAUGUUAUUUCAUAGUCCUUCAUUAGUCUUUACAAAUAUUACACAAAUUGGCGAAAACAUUUAUAUGUGCUUUUAUCAUGUAGGGUUUUAUCUGGCAUUCAUUAGUUUUUAUUCGAUUAUCAAAGAAAGUUCAUCUACUUUGUUAUUAUUAAUAUGUGGAAUAUGGGCUGUGAAAAAUAUUCGACGUUUACGACGUGUUAUACUUCCGAUUGUUUCAUCAUAUAGUACGGUUGUAAGAUACGCGGGUUCACAUAUUAUUCAUUCAANGAAUGUGAUAAAUUUAACAUUGGAUCAAAAAAUCAUAAGAGAAAAAUGCGAAUUUUACUUUCCAAAUGUUGAAUCAUUAACAUUAGAAAAUGAAUCGGAUACUUUGACAUAUGAUGAUAAUUAUUUUCUAUAUAUAGAACAUGUUCAACUUUUGAAAAGAAUUGUUAAUUUAAUUAAUUUAAAACAUUUAUGUGUUUCAUCAAAAUGUAAAAUAGAUAUGUUAUCAGUAUUAUUAGAAAUAUUCAAACAAUCACCACAACUAUCAUCAUUAACUAUCGAUCCAUUUAUAUUAUCGAUAUUAUACAAUGAUAAUGAAUUAUGCAGAUAUUUGAAUAAAAUGAUUAAAAAAUUAGAUAUAUACAAAGAACAUAAUGAUAUAUUGUAUGAGUUUAAUACAAUUCCGAAAUUUUGUCAAGUAUUUUCAAAUCUUACACAAUUAAAAUGUAAUAUUCGACAAUUGAAUAGUUUGUUAUUUUUGUUAAAUAAUUUACUAAAAUUAUCAUAUUUAUUUGUUGUUGUAUCAUUAAUGGAUGAAAAUUUUAUUGAUCAAUUUAAAGAUGAAAUAUUGAAAUUGAACGUCAUCUAUGAAAUAGAUUAUGAUUAUUUAACUCAUGGGAUAUCGAAGACAAAAAUAUGUAUUUGGAUCGAUUGA